GAAACCGAACCCCCCUCUCCCCCCUUCCCUUUUACGACAAGAAGACCGACCGCGCGGGUUCUGGCCGCUACUGCCGCCCACCCCGCCCACCCCGCCUCAACUGACGACGUUGGAACUUGCACGCAAAGACCGGCGUCAUGUUGUGCCGGAAGCUUCUGUUCCUGGCGCUCAUAGGCCUCACUGUUGCAGCCCCUGAUAAGCCUCUAAGGAACAAUGGAGACGACUCAUCUGAAGAUAAAAUUUUCUUCAUUUCUCGCAACUCUCGUGCACGCUCCCAUGGUGGCCGCCCUGGGUUUACUGUAAGAAAUGGUGGCAGACUCCCAGUCUUUACAGGACAUGCUAAGCCACGAAUUAGAAUCUCAGUCAAGCCCCCAGCUGGGAUAAUUGACACAAGUGCUGUUAGAUCCUCAGCAGCACUUGGUGGCAGUGGUCUGAGGUCCUCAGCAGCACUUGGUGGCAGUGGUUUGAGGUCAUCAGCAGCUUUUGGUGGCAGUGGUGUCAGGUCCUCAGGAGCAGUUGGUGGUAGUGGUGUUAAGUCUUCAGCAGGAGCAACUGGAGGAAGCGCUGUAAAAUCAGCAGCUGGCGCUGGCUUCCAAGGAUACUUUUACCCGAUCCCAGAGAAUCCCCUCCUUUUAGAUGGGUCUGCAGCAAAGCCAGCUUCAACACCAUCUCUACCAAACCAAGUGCCUUCACAAUCCUAUGGCACUCCAUCCUCAUCACACUCUGCUUCUACCAAUGGAAAGAAUGAUGUCGAUUUAUCCAGUGCAGUCCCAAUAAGUGCUGAUGAGGCUUCGUCGGGAUCUCUCGGGAAAGCUAUUGCCCAGAUACUGUCCAAGCUGACAGGUGGCACGGUCCAAUCAAUCAGUGGCAGUUCUGGGUAUGAGCCUCCAUCUGGCCCAGUUGGUAAUGUUAACUUCUUCACAGCCUCAGGCCCAAAGCAAGUGAAUGCUGGCUCCAGUCCUUCUAAAAGACCAGUCAUCUUACAACCAAGAGUUGAAACUCAUGCUUUUAUUGCUGUAUCACCUACUGCAACAAAACGACCCAGUACAAAAUAUAGUGCACCAACUGCAGGACAUGCUGUUGCUUCACAGCCAAUUGCCCCUGCACCAGCUCCUAGUACAGGCUAUGGAACACCAUCGGCAGGACAUGCUGUUGCUUCACAGCCAAUUGCCCCUGCACCAGCUCCUAGUACAGGCUAUGGAACACCAUCAGCAGGACAUGCUGUUGCUUCACAGCCAAUUGCCCCUGCACCAGCUCCUAGUACAGGCUAUGGAACACCAUCAGCAGGACAUGCUGUUGCUUCACAGCCUACUGCUCCAGUGCCUUUACCACAACAGCCCAGCACAGAAUAUGGUACACCAGUAGGUGGUCAUGCUGUUGCUUCACAGCCUUCUGCUCCAGUGCCUUUACCACAACAGCCCAGCACGGAAUAUGGUACACCGGUGGGUGGCCAAGCUGUUGCAUCACAGCCUACUGCUCCAGUGUCUUUACCACAACAGCCCAGCACAGAAUAUGGUACACCAGUAAGUGGUCAUGCUGUUGCUUCACAGCCUGCUACACCUGCACCUGCUCCUAGCACAGAAUAUGGUACACCAGUUGGUGGUCAAGCUGUUGCUCCAGCUCCACAACCUGUUGCCCAACCGCCUGUCAGUGGGCAAGCUGUUGCAUCACAGCCUUUUGCUCCAGCCCCACAUCCAUCUACUUUGUAUGGUGUCCCUGUAGCACCACACUCAACACCUGUUCACUCUGAUGUUCAAAUAGGUGGUUCUGCAGUUGCUAGUCCUUCCCAAGCAGGCCUGCCUAUUCCAACUCAUAGUCCUUCUCUUCCUGCCCCCACUACCUUUGCUGCUGCCCAUGGUGCCCAAAGUGGUCUACCACCUCCAACUCCACCUGUCCAGGAACAGCCUAGGCCUGCUGCCCAAACACCUACUCAAGCUGGCCCACCUUUCAUCCCAACAGCUCCUUCUUUCACUACUCCUCCCCCAACAUUCUUCACAUCUGCCCAAACAUUUGCCCCUGCUUCACAAACAUUCACUACACCAGCUCCUGCUACUGCUCCCACUGCCAUAACGUUUACAACCCCUGCCCCAACAUUCACCUCUGCUCCCCCAGCAGUCACUCCUGCUGAUACAACUCCUACUUUUGAAUUCCACACUCAACGAUUUGAAUUUGGAUCCCCAAUACCUACAGAUACAGGGGUAACAGGAGUAUCACAUGGUGCCUCUGGCUUCCAAGGAGUUUCUACACCAAGCCCCUUCCCAUCUAUCACUGUCCGAGGUGAGACAGGACUUGGUAGUGCUCAAUCACAGAUACCCGCUUUUGAUAAUACACAGAGUGUUGUUGGAUUUAGUACUCCUCAAACUCCAGUUGAUUUUAGUGCUCCUCAACCUGCUGGUUUUGGUGCUCCUCAACCUGCUGGUUUUGGUGCUCCUCAACCUGCUGCUGGUUUUGGUGCUCCUCAAGUUGCAAUUGAUUCAGGUGCACCUCAAACCACAGCUGGUAUAGGUGUUCCUCUGGCAACAGCUGGUUUUGGUGCUCCUCAGGCAGCAGCUGGUUUUGGUGCUCCUCAGGCAGCAGCUGGUUUUGGUGCUCCUCAGGCAGCAGCUGGUUUUGGUGCUCCUCAGGCAGCAGCUGGUUUUGGUGCUCCUCAGGCAGCAGCUGGUUUUGGUGCUCCUCAGGCAGCAGCUGGUUUUGGUGCCCCUCAAGAAGCAGCUGGUUUUGGUGUCCCUCUGGUAGCAGCUGGUUUUGGUGCCCCUCAAGCAACAGCUGGUUUUGGUGCCCCUCAAGCAGCAGCUGGUUUUGGUGCCCCUCAAGCAGCAGCUGGUUUUGGUGCCCCUCAAGCAGCAGCUGGUUUUGGUGCCCCUCAAGCAGCAGCUGGUUUUGGUGCCCCUCAAGCAGCAGCUGGUUUUGGUGCCCCUGAUAUUGUUGCUAACUUUGGGGCCACUCCAGGUGCCUUAGGUACACCUCAAGUUGUUGCUAACUUUGGUGCUCUUAGAGAUGAUUUAGGUCCAGUGCAAACCAGUUUCGGCAACAACCUAGGAGUUGCGAGUUUCGGAAAUACUCAAGGUGUCACAAAUUUUGCCUUCCCUAGCUCUCAGACAACAGCUGGUUUUGGAGCUCCUAUAGAUACAGCUGCUCUGGGGGCUCCUGAGGUUGCAGGUGACUUUGGUCCUCCCCAUGGUGCAGCUGGGUUUGGUAUUCCUCAAGACACAGUUGGCUUUGGUGCCCCUCAAGAUGCAGCUGGCUUUGGUGCUCCUCAAGAUGCAGCAGGAUUUGGUACUCCUCUAGGUCCAGUUGAAUUUGAUGUAACCCAGGGUGCAGUAGGUUUUGAUGUCACUCAGGAUGCAACAGGCUUUGAUGCCUCCCAGGGUGCAGUUGGCUUUGGUGCACCCCAGGGUGCAGUUGGUUUUGAUGCCUCCCAGGGUGCAGUUGGUUUUGGUGCACCCCAGGGUGCAGUUGGCUUUGGUGCACCCCAGGGUGCAGUUGGCUUUGGUGCACCCCAGGGUGCAGUUGGUUUUGAUGCCUCCCAGGGUGCAGUUGGUUUUGGUGCACCCCAGGGUACAGUUGGCUUUGAUGCCUCCCAGGGUGCAGUUGGUUUUGAUGCCUCCCAGGGUGCAGUUGGUUUUGGUGCACCCCAGGGUGCAGUAGGUUUUGGUGUUCCUCAGGAUGUAGCUGCUUUUGGUGCCCCUCAGGAUGCACUUGCCUCCGGUGCCCCUCAGGGUACAGUUGACAGCAGAACUUCUCUAGAUGCCUCUAACUUUGCUGUUCCUCAAGCUGAAUUUGGUUUAGAUACACAAGGCGGUAAUGCUUUUAGUGUUUCUAAUGUUGGUUUACCAACUCAACCAGGCAAUGCCGCUUUCAGUCCUCCAGGUGUUGGUGUGCCCUUAGCCAUCAUCAACCCUCAAGGCAAUUUUAAUCCUGUGGGAAUAGCAGGGGCAGAUUUUGGUCCCGCCAUCAACACCGGAGCAGGUUUUGGACCCACCCUCAACACUGGAGCAAACUUUGGCUUCGACAUUAAUGCAAUACCCUUUACCCCUGAAGAACAACAGGAGCUACUUGCUGCAGCAGGAAUCGGAACACCAGCAUUUGGUAACUUCAAUUUUCAAGUGAAGCGUGAUACAGCCAAAGCAAGUGAAAGUUCUGAAGAUGCGUCCUAACUUGUCCUCGUUAGAAGUGGUGCUGGUUGGGCCUUGCCUGGUGCCAGGCUCACCCAUUCACACUAGUCUUCCAGCACUGCUCUUUCAUAUUCACACUUCAGGAAGCUUGGGUCAAGUUCAUUGUCUACCUUUAUCUCUUCUGUCAUUUCCUAGUCUUUAUAAAGAUAAUGUUCAUGAUGUUAACUUUUAGUAUUAUGUCCAUGGCCCAGCAUCAAAAUAUCUGUCUUGCUGUACCUUUGCUUCUGUGUUACAUAUGUGUUCGUAUCUGGGGGAAACUGGUGAGUUCAGCGGGACAGGAAAUCACGAAUUAACUCCUUAUGUUUACUGAAAGAAAAAAGUCAUGAGAAAACAAUCAAAAGUCUUGACGUGUGUCCAGAUAUUUGGUUCACAAAGUACAAUUCCUUCCUCUUCUUUCCUCUGCACAACCACAGUUUCCAGGCUAUCAUCCUCCUUUACCCCUGUCCUUCGUCCCUCCUCUAUCCCCAUCAAAACACACUACUUGUCUGGACACCGCAUAUCCGCUUACGUGAUGAUCGCUCAAAACGUCCCAACAGACAAUCAGUUUCCUCUAAAUAUUUUGAUACUGUAUUUAUUUUUAGUA
This is a messenger RNA of Penaeus indicus, 4758 nucleotides long. RefSeq names its product elastin-like. Bases 138 to 4157 code for a protein of 1339 amino acids. NCBI's taxonomy places the organism in Eukaryota, Metazoa, Arthropoda, Malacostraca, Decapoda, Penaeidae. The transcript has 3 exons. The record is from RefSeq and is a predicted model, not a curated record.